UUCGCCCCCGGGUGGGCCGUCAUUCAGUUUCAAUCUAAAGUCAAAAUGGAGUAUUCGGUGGCUGCGUUCCUGGUUUUCGUAUUGGCCCUGUGCCUGGGCCACAGUGUGUGGGCAGCUCCCUCGGCGGAGGACCUGGCCCAGUUCGGGGAGCUGGAGAAAACCAUCAAGGAGCUAACCAACUCGAUCUUGGCCAUGAGCGGAGGGGCUUCAGGGGACGUCAUGGGAAACAGGAACUCCAACAGCGUGUGGACCGAAGAUCUUCAGGCCUAGAAACUGGAAGCAAUAUUCCAAGCGGGCUCGGGCUACUAAGUUUCCCUUAGAAGUUCUGCAGUUUCUCUGAAAUAUUUCGUAUAAUGUUUUUUUUUCGUCUAAUAAAGUGUCAAUCAUAA
Molecule: messenger RNA, 389 nt
Organism: Drosophila ananassae
Lineage: Eukaryota; Metazoa; Arthropoda; Insecta; Diptera; Drosophilidae
Exons: 2
Coding region: 46-270 (74 amino acids)
Source: RefSeq, a predicted model, not a curated record